GUGCUAGAGGUAGAAGGGGUCAGCUCAUGUGAGAUCACCCAGAGGCCAGGCUAUCCCGAGAACUUACCAUCCUUCUUGAUCUUCUCAUUGAGAUUGUUGAUAUAAAUAGUGUGGUUGGGACGGGUCUCAGGAACUGCCAUGGUGUGAGAUGCUCACAGCUUAAAGGGAGAAAAAGAGGCGACUUCAGCCCUACGUUUCCCAAAAUUCUUGAUUCUAAAGGCCUGAUGGGCUCUGAUCAGAGUUCUGGGAUCCUUCCAAGAGUAAACUGGGUAAGCUCGGAAUGGGGGAGGGGGGGGAAUAAGGGCACAGCUUGGCAACAAAGCCAGCGUAGGACUCCGCUUCUCCAGCCCGCGUGCUAGGGGAAUCUAGAAGGUAACUACGAAUCCCAGAAUGCCCUACGAGUCCCGGCAGGCAGAGCGUACCAAGCGGCGAUUCCAAUUAGUCCACGCGCGCGAACGGCGCCCCGGGAGGAAAAAAAGAACCCGGAUGUCGGAGCCAGUUAAGAAAGUAGGGGCCGAUUUUAGACAUCCUAGUCUCUCAAAGAGAGGCCUCCCGAAAUAACGCGGCCGAAGGCCGGACGCCAAGCGGCGUCUACACCCGCGAGAAUUCACCACCUGAGCCGCCGCGCCUGCCACGCUCCCCUGCUCAGGCACACGGCUUCCUGUCCUGGCCCCGGUUUCCCUCUCCGCGAGAUGCUCGCCACGCGCAAACUCGACCAAUCGAAGAAAGCUACGAGCUUUUGGCCAAUCGGGACAUUACUAGGACUCUAGUGCCUUCCAGACUGCCUUUCGGAAGCCACACCUCUUCCCCUUCCGCCAGUGGCCUUGAACCACGUGAUCAACUGUGGGCGGUGAGAAAGGACGAUGGAGUCUGGCAGGGUCAACGCCGUUUGCUCCCGGUGGGAAGCGAGUAUAAGUUCCUAAGUUCCGUUCCUUAGUCGACCCUUGAUCGCUGAGCCGCUGCUACUCUCUUACUUCCCGACUGAUUCCAGGACCUUGCCACCACUAGGCUGUUUUCCCAGCCGACUGGUCUCUUGACCUCUAACUCCUACGGGCAACCUUAACGUUCCAAAUUCGAGCCAGGGAUGUAAGAUGAGGCAAGUCACCCCAACCUCAUCCCAGAUCUGAGCAUCCUUAAUACGGAAGUGACCAAAACCAGCUAGCUCCAGUGGAUGAAAUGACAGGACAUCUUCAAAAGUUCCUCCUAAUAUUUCCAUGUGCGGGCCUGAACGCCACAUCCAGUUGCUCUAAAACCUGAAACUCCAUCCUUGAGAUUUGGGAGGGUCCUUUCUGGCUCUCACAUCGGCUCGUCCUGAAGACCCCACAUGACUUCUCCAUGCUCUGUCCCCCUAAAGCCCACAAUCCCCCCAGUAACCCAAGACCCCAAUAUUCCACCUCCUUUACCCCCAAAUCCUCUGGACUUAGCUUUGCCAUCCCCUCCCUGUAGUCUCCAGGCUUCAGUUCCACCCCCACCCCCACUGCCUCCUCCACCCUCUACUGUGGAGGUUGUUCCCCCUCAUGUCUACGGCCUGGAGAAGAGCCAGCUGCUGAAGGAGGCCUUGGAGAAGGCUGGCCCAGUCCCCAAAGGCAGAGAAGAUGUGAAGAGGCUCCUGAAGCUGCACAAAGACCGGUUUCGAAAUGACUUGCAAUGGAUCCUCUUUUGUGCCGACCUGCCAUCGCUCAUCCAAGAAGGCCCUCAGUGUGGACUGGUGGCCUUGUGGAUGGCAGGUAGUCUUCUGUCAACCCCGGACACUGACAGUGUCUCUCUGGAAAGACUGGUGCGGGUAGCCAUGGAGAGAGGCUACACGGCACAGGGAGAGAUGUUCUCUGUGGCUGAUAUGGCCAAACUGGCCCAGGAGACCUUGGACUGCCAGACUGAGCUUCUCUGUGGUGGCCUGGGUGGUCCCAACAGACAUCGGGUCCUGCAGCACCUCAUCACUGGACAUCCCUUGCUCAUCCCCUAUGAUGAGGAUUUCAACCAUGAGCCGUGCCAAAAGAAAGGCCAUAAAGCCCACUGGGCAGUGAGUGCAGGGGUCCUGAUAGGUGUGCAGAGUGUACCGAUAUUUGGCUACACGGAAGACUCUGAGUUGCCAGGCCUCUUCCACCCAGUGCCUGGCACACCCUACCAAUCACCAUCCCUCCCAGAGGAGAGCUCCCCAGGUGCCAUCUUCCUUCUCUCCAAGCAGGGCAAGAGUUGGCAUUACCAGCUGUGGGACUACAACCAAGUCCGGGAUAGCAACCUGCAGCUGACGGACUUCUCUCCUGCCAGGGCCGCAGAUGGACGGGUGUACGUGGUACCUGCUGGUGGGGUACAGGCUGGCCUCUGUGGCCAGGUCCUGCUGCUUAGACCACGGGAGUGGAGCCAUUAGCUGGGGCUGGGGCACCUGCCUUGAAGUUCCCUCCAUCACCAUUAGAGUGCCUCAGCUUCAUCCCCUGUGUGACAUCUGUAGUCCAACCUGUAUCUUGAGGGCCUUCGGCCUUCUGCUAGAAAUCUCUCACACAAUCACCCCAUCUGUGGCAUCACAAGCUUGACCACUGUCCAAAGUCUAAAUUCAUCACUUGCAGGAUUAAGCAUG
This is a messenger RNA of Arvicola amphibius (Eurasian water vole), 2575 nucleotides long. It is a transcript of the gene Actmap, whose product is annotated as chromosome 8 C19orf54 homolog. The record is from RefSeq and is a predicted model, not a curated record. The transcript has 8 exons. Lineage: Eukaryota; Metazoa; Chordata; Mammalia; Rodentia; Cricetidae. The coding region runs from base 1325 to 2368 and encodes 347 amino acids.